Pieris macdunnoughi is the source of this 585-nucleotide messenger RNA. The record is from the annotation of a GenBank genome assembly. Lineage: Eukaryota; Metazoa; Arthropoda; Insecta; Lepidoptera; Pieridae.
AUGGAUGAGUUCCAGCAACGGCUUCUGGCAGCACAGGAAAGGUCUCCAUCCCUCGAGCAAACACCACUAACUAGGGAGUUUGAGGCAUUCAAAAGCUCAGUACUGUUCUGUCUCAAGAAUCUCCAGGCUCAGAUGGAAAUUCUUUUUAAGGUGCAAGAGGAGCAGGAAAUGCGCAGCACGCGUAAGUGUUUGUUGUUACAUGGCAUUAAUGAGUCUAAGGAUGAGAACCCAGGGACAAUUGCUAACAUAUUACCCGUUCUGCUCAAAUGCCCUAAUAUAAGUGAAGCUAGUUUUAGUCGGUGUCACAGAGUGGGUAUAAGACGUGAUGAUAAGCCUCGCCCUGUACUAAUUAAGCUAAGGGAACAUUGUGACAAGGACAAAAUUUGGUUGCCUAAGUCUGGUUUAAAGGGGACCGGCAUCACCAUAUCCGAGUUUCUGACCAAAACCAGGCAUUAUUUGUUUAUGGCUGCAAGAAGGCAUUUCGGAAUCAGCGUUGGACCAGGAAUGGCCACAUAUAUGUUAUUGGGGCUAACGGUAACAUCACCCAAGUUAAAAUCUCGAACCAGGAAGAUCGCAAAGAACUGA